AUGCGUUGGGGAUUUGGUAUCGGAUAUGCAGCGGCCCUGUUGGGUCUUGUAUCUGAGAGACAUGCAGCAGACACCUCUGUAGUCGUCGAUGCCGAGACCGGCUUCACCUUCUCGCAGUACAGCGCCGCCUACAAGUUGGGCGCAGACAGCAUACUCUACCGCAUCGCCAUUCCCAGUCCAGCCUCGGAUAACUACGACGCGGUGCUGCAGGUCAUCGCCCCCACCGAUGUUGGAUGGGCGGGGCUGGCUUGGGGCGGCCAGAUGAUCAACUGCCCAUUGACCGUCGGCUGGGCAAGCGGAAACACCCCCGUCGUCUCGGUCUUUCAUAGCACCUCCCACAUUGAGCCGAAACCGUACACCGGCGCCACGCUACAGCUCCUCAAGACGGGCACCAAGGUGAACGCAACGCACUGGCAGUACACGGCCAAAUGCAUGGGUUGUACGUCGUUCAUCGGCAGCGACAACGCCACCAAGAGACUCAACCCCACGGGGUCCAACCGUCUUGCCUUCGCGGAAAGCAAGUUGAAUUCGGAUAGCGUUGGGGGUCUCACCGUGCAUGAUGUGUACAACUACUGGGAUCACGACUUCGCGGCGGCUGGGAACACUGAGUUUGAGUCGUUGGUUCAGAAGAAUAUGUGA
Molecule: messenger RNA, 639 nt
Organism: Anthostomella pinea
Lineage: Eukaryota; Fungi; Ascomycota; Sordariomycetes; Xylariales; Xylariaceae
Source: the annotation of a GenBank genome assembly